CCACACCCGUGCUUUCAUGCACACUCAAAGCUGCAGUCACACUCAAAGCUGCAUGUACACCACACUGUAAAGUUCUGUGGGCAACAACGUCGGGUUAAACUUCUGACAUUCUGAGAUGUAUGGGCUCACCGUACUAGUUUCCUUCUGUCUUCAGUACACCUACAGCCAUACCGUGGCUCGACACUUCACAAGGGCGGAGGAAUUAGAGGAUAAAGUUGGGAACGAGUGGAUUCGGGAAUUGGCCUACGACACAUUUGUUGACUGUGCAGGACUUUGUUUUAAAGAUGAAACUUGCUGUAGUUUUUCAUUCUACUCUGGAGCGUGUUAUAGACAUAUCUCACACUCGUCAUCGCUGUAUGAUAACUCGACCGGAAUGAAAACGUUCUUCAAGAAAGUUUCAGGUAUCUGUCCAUGCGGUUACCGACUCAUGGGAGACACAUGCGUGAUGGUGUACGAUACACCAAUACCCAACGCUCAGGCCAGGAGCAGAUGCCAACAAGAUGGCGGAGAUUUGAUGGCCAUGACAACUGGUGACAAGCUAACAAGGCUGGUGAAUCACAUGCAGGAACAUGGAAUAGACAUAACGCAACGCCGAACAGUUGGGGGCCAUCUCGACACCAGUCAGCAGUGGAAAUGGAUUGACGGAUCACAGGUUGACGUCACACAGCACGGGUCCUUUUGGUGCCAGUCGGAGCCGAAUUUCUUGAACACUCAAAAAUGCAUGCAUCUGUCUACGAAUUCUACCUGUUUCAAAAACAACAGAUGUGAUCGAGAACGUGGUUAUGUUUGUGAGGUGCAGAACUAGCUGUUAUCGCCGAAAAGUGUAUUACUGUAGUCCGCUUACAGUGAAGCCACAUUACUAUUUUGGAUUUAGGAAUAUACUGACAUACAAAAGAUAGUACACAUUUGGUGUUUUGGGGACCAUUCAUAUUCUUCUGUAUCAGCUGCUGAAAGAAGGAAAGAUCUUGGAAAACAAACAUACUUGUUCCCUUCCGACUAAUUCCCCGUCAUUUGUAAAUCUAUUUAUCUUAUUGAUAUGUUUGGGAAUGUUUAUGUAUUUUUCGUACAAUUUUCGGAGAAAUAUUCACGGCUUUUAACCUUCUUCAUUCCCUUUGUCUACUGUCUACUGUUUCCUGGACUAACUAUUUUUAUCCGUCAAUAUGCUGUGCUCACCAUUUGGUAUUCUCAAAAUUCUUUUUAACUAUUAUUAGAGCUCCAUGCCUCCAGGCAAGGAGACCUAUUGUAAUCGUUCGGAUUAUUAUUAAUAUACUCAUGCCAUACUCUGGCUAUAUUUCAGAGAUCCGCUCGUGUGUCAAAAACGUGUUCUGUGUGUAUUUUCGACGAUUUCUUGACUUCAAAUAUACUUCAAACAUCUCUAAUUUUGAAACCAACCGUCCGAUUUCGACCAAAAUGUGUGUAUACACAUGAGUUCCCAUUACCGAACACACACAUAUCUUUUUGUUUUGGUACAUAUCUUUUUCAUGAUUGUUAGCGGUAAUUGAGAUAGCUGAUGGAAGCGAUAGUAAAAUCUACCAACAUCCCCACUCGCUCGCUUUACAAUUGCGGAAGAUAGUUCUGAUUAAAUAGUCAUUGAAACAGAAGUAGUUGUUAUUAGUUUUAUCGGUCGUUAUUCAAAACAAUCAAUUAACCAAUAUCAGUUCGUGUGUAGAAAUUAUAUGGAUAUUUAGGUCGAUUUUACACCAGUUAAACCACCGAUGAAUGGCGGGUACCACGGUAGGGCAGGACACGUUCACCACUCAUUUUCAGUAUAUUAUCACAUCAGUUGAAUACAAAUGACUAUGUUGCAAUGGAACCUUCAACCAUUUUACAUUUCCUCAACGUUCUAAUAAAGCCAGCAACUGUUUGAAAAGCCACAAAUGUCAUUUUCCAAAACCAGAUUACACAACCAUUUGUAUCUAGAACGAUGAUAGUUCCACUUUAAAGUUAAUGAAGGAAACAUUUCCCAUUACUGGAAGUGACAUGAUCCAGACAAUAUUCCCAUUUACUAUUCUUUUAGAAUCAGAUGGCAGAUGGUAUCGGUAUUUCCUCUGAAAUCAUAUCAUAUGAUCUCAGUCACUGGAUUAAUUGGCUAGUCGGAAUUGUACACUGAGACUUAUGGGUUUUUCUCGCUUCUAUUCACAGAUUUCCUGUAUUUCCCAAACCAGAAAUCUGAAUAUUGAAAGGAUAAUCGUUUGAUUGCAAAACUUGCAACGAAGGAAAAACACAAAUUGACUAAGUUCGAACUCUAAUUGCUAACUGAGUUCUUUCGGGGAACUGGCAAGAAGGACCGUGUAGCCCUAUAUUGCUGCCAGCAGUAAUAUUUUAAAUGGUGUUUUCGGUAAAACUUCAUUUUCAUUGUCUUAACCUACAGAUUACGUACGUGGACUCACAUUAAAUAAAAAACUUGAAUCAAAAAAUGUACAUUGGAAUAUUAGAUCCUUGAAAAUGAUAAUCUAUAUUCGAUCUAUGUUGCUAUCAGUCUUACAGACUUCUUCAUCCUUGUAAGAUAAAGGAAUCUGCUGAUGGUCAAACUAUAAUGGCCUUUGCUCAGUCUUUCUGGUUUUAACAUGGGUAGCCAUCUUGCAGGGUGUUCAGUUAAUAUCGUCUGUGUUCCUUCUAAUUUAUUGUGUCAAUAAUAUAUUGAAUUGUAACUUGUCGAUCAUCGAUAACCGAGAAUAGUUAGUCUCGAUUAUAAGUCGACACAUUCCACUUUGUUCAACCAAGAACUUGAAAAGUAUUGGUUGGAUUGUUUAAAAAAUUUGGGGACCACGUUUGUUGUUGAAAGGAAGGAUUCAGUACAAAUUUUGAAUAUGAUAUUUUUAAAUUCAAGAUUUACAGACAUUCACUAAUUGGAACCUAGAACCAAUAUUCAACCAAUAACUUGUAAAGGAUAAAUGUUUUCAAUUUGCAAAACAACUUCAUUGUCCAAUUUGAUUACUUGAUGGAGUUUAGUUUUACGCCGCUUUUCACUCAUUCUCACUCAACAUUCACAUUUACUCUACAAGUCAAAACAUUGAUUACACAACAGUCUCGUUUCCUGCUGACUGAAUUCCGUCCUAUGGCGCAACUUAGUACA
Messenger RNA from Haliotis rubra (blacklip abalone), 3076 nucleotides. RefSeq names its product type-2 ice-structuring protein-like. The coding region runs from base 116 to 805 and encodes 229 amino acids. The record is from RefSeq and is a predicted model, not a curated record. NCBI's taxonomy places the organism in Eukaryota, Metazoa, Mollusca, Gastropoda, Lepetellida, Haliotidae. The transcript has 3 exons.